Stylonychia lemnae is the source of this 1416-nucleotide messenger RNA. The record is from the annotation of a GenBank genome assembly. NCBI's taxonomy places the organism in Eukaryota, Ciliophora, Spirotrichea, Sporadotrichida, Oxytrichidae.
AUGGAACAAAGCGUAAAGGCUCAUUACGAUUUCUUAGUAAUAGGUGCAGGUUCUGGUGCAAUGGGUGCAUCAAGAAGAGCUGCAAUGUUUGGCAAAAAAGUAGCUAUGAUCGAAAAUAAAGUCAUUGGAGGAACUUGUGUCAAUGUAGGCUGCGUGCCCAAGAAGGUCAUGUUCAAUCUAGCCAGCUUCCUCGAAGAUGCUCACGUGAUCAGCGACUAUGGAGUGAAGGGUCUAGAUAAACUUGAACUAGACUUUGGUCACUUCAAAAGACAAAGAGAUGCCUACAUUAAGAGAUUGAAUGGAAUCUACUCAACUAAUGUCAAGAAUGCUGGUAUUGAUUACAUCGAAGGCUUUGCUAGAUUCACCUCUCCAAAAGAAGUUGAAGUCGUAAAGGGAUAGGAUUAACCAAUAGAGCGAUAUUCUGCUGAUCAUAUCUUGAUUGCCAGUGGAUCCACUCCUGAGGAGGGUACCUUUGAAGGAAGAGAACAUUGCUGGGUGAGCGAUGAUAUCUUUAAGAUGGAAGAAUUGCCAAAAAGCGCAGUUGUACUUGGAGGUGGCUAUAUCGCAGUAGAGAUGAGUUAGAUUCUUCAAGCUUUUGGAGUUAAAACUACUCUCCUUAUAAGGGAUGUCCCACUUAGAUAAGUAGACAGCGAAGUAGUUGAUAAUUUGGUUGAAAAUAUGAAGAAACUUGGUCUUGAUGUAAAGCUUAAAACACCAUUUACAAAAGUAACAAAAGAUUAAGAUUCUGGAUUGAUUUCUGUACAUACUACAACCAACGAAGUUUUUGAAGCUGAAAAGGUUCUAUUAGCCAUGGGUAGACCACCUUGUGUAAGAGGACUUGGACUUGAAAAUGCUGGAGUAGAAGUACUUCCUAGUGGUUUCGUUAAAGUAGAUGAGAAUCACUUCACAAAUGUCCCAGGAGUUUAUGCCAUAGGAGAUGUAACAAACCAUGAACAAUUAACUCCAGUUGCCAUCAAGGCUGGAAGAAUUUUAGCAGAAUAUCUAUUCAACGGUAGAACAGAUUUACAAAUGAAUUACGCUAACAUUCCAACAGCUAUAUUCUCUCAUCCACCCAUUGGUUACGUUGGUCUUAGUGAACAGUAAGCUAUUGCAAAGUAUGGAGCUGAUAAUAUAAAGACUUACAAAUCAAAGUUUACAAAUAUGUUUUACUCUCUAGCAGCAGAAGACAAAAAGAAACUUGGGACUCUAUUCAAACUAAUUUGCCUAAAGACUGACGAUGGUCAAGAAAAAGUUAUUGGCAGUCACGCUAUAGGUAGAGGUGUUGAUGAAAUGAUGCAGCUCGUAGCUGUCAGUAUUAAUAUGGGAGCUACUAAAAGAGAUUUCGAUAGAACCAUUGCUAUUCACCCUACUGCUAGUGAAGAAUACGUAUUAAUGGACCCAAAACUCUAUUUCUGA